Molecule: messenger RNA, 2967 nt
Organism: Penicillium vulpinum
Lineage: Eukaryota; Fungi; Ascomycota; Eurotiomycetes; Eurotiales; Aspergillaceae
Gene: pdeB
Product: 3',5'-cyclic-nucleotide phosphodiesterase PDE2
Exons: 2
Coding region: 1-2967 (988 amino acids)
Biological process (GO): signal transduction
Molecular function (GO): 3',5'-cyclic-nucleotide phosphodiesterase activity
Source: RefSeq, a predicted model, not a curated record
AUGGUGGACCGCUUGGAUUGCGCGGGCCUCUACAUCGAUGACCGAGUGCGGUCGGAGAGAUGGGUGCGCAGAAAUUCCAUCGAUGAAUUAACGAUAUCGUCCGCAGGUUCCUUCGCAACCCCCGAAGAGCCGGAGGCCCUGCAGGCCGAUGUGGAGCAGCUAUUACAAGUGUGCAACCAAAUCUAUCUUUGUCACAACGGUUCCUCCUUUGCCACAAAGCUGGCCGAGCUCAGCGACCGGGCGGGUAGCGAGUGUAACCCAAUUUUCGCCUUCUUCGAGGUGGACUUUAGCGGCGAAGAGUCGAACCUAGCUCGUCGAAAAGCCAGUCGCGGCUCGUGGACUGACAAUGCUCCUCCGUCACCGGGUUCCAUUCACCGUACUUUCACAUUUUCAACACAGUCCGACGAAGCACGGGGCCUGUCACUUCUAUCAGGUGUCUCGAACGAUAUUCAAGCACAAGAUGGGCCAAAUUUGGUCAUCCCCGUUGCUAUUUUGCGUCUUCCUACUCCCGAUGCCUCCAGCGACAAUGCUGUUACCGGCCCUACUAGUCAACCACAUUCUCAAGGACCUCUCACGAUGGAGCACAAGCAGAUUGCCCGCUGUCUUGAUGCCGGUGCUGUGGAUGUCUUGACCACUCCGCUAGAUCGCUCACGAAUUCAAGGGCUCGUGGUUCAUGCCUACCGGACCCGAAAAGCGGCACAGAGAGAGAUGUCCCGAUUUCUCGCGCGGAGAAAGCAACGGAAGCUCUCUUGGGUUGGUGUGCAUGAUGAGCAGCCAUAUUCUUAUCUAAGAGAAGCCAUGGUUUCAAAGCUCAUGAAAGGAAUUUGUAACCCAGAAGAAGUCAUACAUGAUGAAUUCCAGGAGCAGGAUCUUAACAUUGAUCCUGCGCGUAUCUCUUUUAUCAAAGAGCAGGUAGGUUGCUGGAAGUUCUGUGCCCAUGAGUUCACCGAGGACGAACUGGUUCUUUGCGCUUUUGAGAUAAUACAGCAUGCUUUCACCAUGCCAGGACUGGACACUUGGCGCUUGACCCCUGAUGAAUUGCAAACCUUCCUUCUCGCCUGCCGUGCCGCCUAUAACUCCUUCGUGCUUUACCACAAUUUCCGCCACGCGAUCGAUGUGCUACAAUCCGUCUUUUGUUUCCUGCUACACAUCGGUGCCUUGCCUCCAUAUGAACCCAUUGGCCAAGUUCCUGUCCCCGAAACUCCCAUCACUUCCCUUCUCACGCCAUUCGACGUCCUUACCCUCCUUAUCUCAGCCAUCGGUCAUGACGUUGGCCACCCAGGUGUCAACAAUUUCUUCCUCGUCAAACUCAACGCGCCUCUUGCUCAACUCUACAACGACAAUUCCGUCUUGGAGGCAUUCCACUGCGCCGCCUUUUCCCAGAUUUUGCGUCGACACUGGCCUGCGGCAUUCAAAGACAAUCAGCUGCGAAAGCUCCUUAUCAGCUCUAUUCUUGCCACAGAUAUGGGUGUGCACCAGAAGUUCAUGCAGCGAAUGGGCUCAUUCCAAGAAAAGUUUUACGAAAAUAACCGAUCUGUUGAUGGCUGGAAGCCGCAAGAUGUCGAAAUGUACAAGACCCUCAUUUGUGGAUUAUUGAUCAAAUGUGCCGACAUCAGCAAUGUGGCUCGACCGUGGAGUGUUGCAAAGAAAUGGACGCAAAUUCUGCAAGAGGAAUUCGCCAACCAGGGUGAGAUGGAAAGAGAGGUUGGAAUGGAGACCGCUCUGUUUGGCGGGCCACCGGAAUUAGGCAACACCUACAAAUUGGCUACUAGCCAAAUUGGAUUCAUGUCAAUAUUAGCCCUGCCGCUCUUCGAAGGCAUUUCCGACCUUCUGCCGCAGUUGCAGUUCACUACAGACCAUAUUCUUCGCAACCAAGCACACUGGCAAGAACUUUCUAACGAGGAACUGAAGAAGCAAGGUCUUCAGGUCGAGAAACAGCCUGAGAUCACUAUUUCGCCUCGCUCCCAUAGCCCUGCAACUUCUGAAAAGCUGCCCUUCGCUUCAGGAGAUGGCACAGUGGACAGAGUCAAAUCUCCCAUGAGCUCAGGCUCUAUUGAAUACAACGAAAAUACUAUUGAACCGGUUGUGUCGCCAGACACUCCAGGCCCACAGAUUGAAAUUACUGGAACUGCCCUAGCGCCAGCGGCUGAAUUUGCAUCUCGGAAGUCUUCUGGUGCCAUGCCGGACCUUUCUGAUUUCUCCAUCCCUGGGAUCCCGGAAUCUGCCCGUGAGUCUGUUUCGACACAGCUACAUAGCCCUCUUACAGAAAUAAGUCCGGGUACCGAGGAUCCGGCUGUUCUAGCUGCGGUUUUGUAUGCCAACUCGGCCUUCGGUGGUGGGACUUCAUCAGCAGCAGUGGGGCGUGACCAUGCAUGUGGGGUCGAGAGACCAAGCAGCUCUCGCCAAGGCCUUUCACAUGGCUCUCAACGCGGCUCUCAACGCCAUCAUGCGCACAACAGCUCCUCUGCUCGAACGGGCUCUAAUCGCAAUAGCUGCACACGGACGCAAAGCACCUACAGCAACACCAUGACACCAAUCUCUCCUACAACUAAUGCCUCGAGCUUUUUGGCUGUGGAUAGUGGCGACGAAAAGCGAGUCUCCGGGGACAGUGCCGCGCAAAGUGAUCUCGGAGGACCUGACGACAGUAGCACACGUCCCAGUACAGCGGACGCGUAUCCGUCAGGUGUAUCAGAGCCCGCAGGUGGUUCUAGCCCCAGUCGUCGCUCUAUCCUUGGUCGUGGUAAAACUCGAUCAGAAGAUGGCGCCAGCAAAGACCUUUCCAGGCUGGGAGCCCGUGGAACCCGCAGCCCAGCCCAGUCGACGACUACUGGCGAGAGCCUCAAAAACGAACCCCCACAAGUGGAUGACUCUCAUGGUACCCGCAGACUUCCUAAGCGAAGGAGUCGGCUUCGACUUGCCUUUUGGAAGCGUCGCAACCAUUCGCACGAGGUUCGCGGCGAGACCUGA